Molecule: messenger RNA, 2044 nt
Organism: Abrus precatorius (Indian licorice)
Lineage: Eukaryota; Viridiplantae; Streptophyta; Magnoliopsida; Fabales; Fabaceae
Product: RNA demethylase ALKBH9B-like
Exons: 6
Coding region: 92-1582 (496 amino acids)
Biological process (GO): mRNA catabolic process
Molecular function (GO): mRNA binding; demethylase activity
Source: RefSeq, a predicted model, not a curated record
CUGGAAGGAAGAAGCAAGCAGAGUAUCUUUUUGUGCGGUCUCUUUUCUCUCUUUCCAUUCUCCGAUUCUGCAUCCGAGUUGACUCAGCGCCAUGGACGACCACCAAGAGCAACAAGAACGUCAACCUAACGCUUCCAACACCGACCCUUUUCUCCUCAACUACACAACUUCCGAUCUCAGAACAGCUUCUGAGUUUCUUGCCACCUGGCUUCCCUUCCUCUCGCGAGAUCUCUGCACCGGCUGCACCGAAUCACUCUCCGAUCGCAUUCGCUCCAUCGACCCAGGUCACAAAACCCUCACUUUCCUUCUAAAUUCUCGAGUUUUCGAACUGGGGCCUCAAAACGACACCGUCGACGAGGUAAACGAUGGUGAAGAUAACUGUGACGCACAUUCUCUUGGGAGUUGGAAAGAUGGAGCAGAGGUGACUUCUAAUGUGGAGAGUCCAAACCCAAGAAUGUCUUGGGCCGAUAUGGCCCAAGAAGAUGAUGAGUUUGGUGAAGAAGAGCAUGAACCUAAUGAUAACAAUAAUAAUAGCAACAACAAUGGUGUUAAUGUUGUGGUCGCUGAUUCAAAUGCUUUUGAAGUGACUAAGGUUGUUGCUGAGAAACCUACUUUGCCUAGGGAGCAGAGGGAGUACAUAAGGUUCAUGAAUGUGAGGCGUGAGAAAGACUUCUUUUGCUUUGAGAGGGUUAAUGGGAAGCUUGUGAAUAUUCUUGAAGGAAUUGAACUCCACACUGGGAUUUUUAGUGCUGCCGAGCAGAGAAGGAUUGUUAAUUAUGUUAGUUCUCUGCAGGAGAAGGGCAAAAAGGGUGAAUUGAAAGAUCGGACGUUUUCUGCUCCACAGAAGUGGAUGAGGGGCAAGGGACGUCAAACCAUCCAAUUUGGGUGCUGUUACAAUUAUGCUGUGGACAGAGAUGGCAACCCUCCUGGUAUUCUUCAGAAUGCAAUGGUAGACCCUAUACCUCAUCUUUUCAAGGUCAUCAUUCGACGCCUGAUAAAGUGGCAUGUACUCCCUCCUACUUGUGUGCCAGAUAGUUGCAUUGUUAAUAUCUAUGAAGAAGGGGACUGUAUACCUCCACAUAUAGAUAACCAUGACUUUGUUCGACCAUUUUGCACUGUCUCUUUUCUUAGUGAAUGCAAUAUAGUUUUUGGAUCAAACUUAAAGAUUGUGGGCCCUGGUGAAUUUGAUGGUUCAUUUGCUAUUCCCUUACCUGUGGGAUCUGUACUUGUCUUAAAUGGAAAUGGAGCUGAUGUAGCUAAGCAUUGUGUGCCUGCAGUUCCUAUGAAAAGGAUAUCAAUAACAUUUAGAAGAAUGGAUGUAUCCAAGCGGCCAAAUGGGUAUGUUCCAGAACCUGAUCUUCAAGGGAUCCAACCAUUGGUCUAUGAAUUUGAACAGGAAAAAAAGUCAAGUGGACACAGACCUAAUCGUCAUCUGAAGAGACAUAAUAAGGACAGGAGAGGUGGCAGGAAUGAUGCAAUGGGAUCUGCAACUAGAAGUGAUAGGUUUGUGGAGCCUCGUGAGUCGAAUCAAAGUUCACCAAGACCCGCAAAUAGGUGGAGUAGAGUAAAACCUGGAAGUUGACAGAUGCCGAGUUAUUAGGAUCCAAGGCUCCUGUUGGUUCAACAAGUUUGUCAUGGAGGUAUCUUCACUUUGGUUUCUGGGGAAGCUUUACAAAAGCAGCAAUUUUACUAUCACUGCAUGCACAAAUUGUGGAGUUGUGGUGCUGCUUUGGUUACUUUAUUUCCUAAGCCUCAGGCACUAGUGUAUAUUUGAGUGAUCUUUCAAGUCAAUAAUGGUUGCAAUUUGGUGAGAAUUUGUCAUUAUUCGUCUGUUUUUUUAGUACCAAGCUAAAAUGUGGCUGGGUUAUAUAUAAGGCCUUCAGUUUUAUUUUUAAGCUUGAUACUUCAUACGGUACUGUUGACUAAAUAGAAAAUAUUCAUUGGAGAGUGAGAGGUUCUACAUUAUUUGUAUUUACACAAUAUACUUGGGUGGAUAUACACCACAUUAAUUACGAUUGUUUUAUGAAGGUUUUGGUAUAUAUGC